Messenger RNA from Centruroides sculpturatus (bark scorpion), 771 nucleotides. RefSeq names its product vascular endothelial growth factor receptor 2-like. Gene Ontology annotation, cellular component: axon; plasma membrane. The record is from RefSeq and is a predicted model, not a curated record. Gene Ontology annotation, biological process: dendrite self-avoidance; homophilic cell-cell adhesion; axon guidance. The coding region runs from base 1 to 681 and encodes 226 amino acids. NCBI's taxonomy places the organism in Eukaryota, Metazoa, Arthropoda, Arachnida, Scorpiones, Buthidae. Gene Ontology annotation, molecular function: cell-cell adhesion mediator activity. The transcript is spliced from 3 exons.
AUGGACGACGUCGGUUCUAACGCUCAAAUUCCGGACGUUUCAGCGGCGGAAGCGUUGUGGUUGGAAGAGACCAACACGAACGGAACCCGAGUGGUGGCUUCGGCCGGACAACGCUACGAGUUUACGUGUUACGCGCCAGGAGUGCCUCCGCCCCGAAUCUCCUGGUUCAAAGACGACCGACGGUUCAACCACUCCGGCCACAACGGAAUAGAGUCGAAGGACGACUGUCGGAGACUGGUCAUAGAAAGACUCCUGGACGACGAUUCCGGCUUUUACCUGUGUCGAGCAGAAAACCCAGCCGGGAUCUCGACCGCCAACGUCACUUUGGUGGUGGCCAAAGACCGAGCGGAGGCUUGGCGGCGAGAGAGGGAACGAAACGCUUACACCGCGGUUUUCGUGGCGGCCUUGGCGCCGGUUCCGUCGAUACUGACCGCCUUCCUCAUCACAAAAGUCCUGAAAGAAAAGGUAAGACCUCCUCCCCUUGUGUCUGUGGCGGUGUUUUUAAAACCGCUUUGGUUGCAGAGAGAAAAGAAGGAACUGGAAAUCCUGACCCACGCCGUCUUCUAUAAGGGUCGAGCGGAACAAAUCAAUCCCGACUUGCCGUUAGACGAACGGAUCGAUCUGCUGCCUUACGAUUGCAGCUGGGAACUUCCGCGGGAAUGCUUGAAAUUAGGUAGGUGACCCGGCGGACCGUCUAAACCCCCGGCCAAAGCGCGUACCGUAUACGGUAGGCGGCCAAACUCUAUUGUUAGUUCGAUGGCUGGACGAUAU